Paramuricea clavata is the source of this 171-nucleotide messenger RNA. The record is from the annotation of a GenBank genome assembly. Lineage: Eukaryota; Metazoa; Cnidaria; Anthozoa; Malacalcyonacea; Plexauridae.
AUGGCGGAGAAAUAUCUAAGCCAGAUCUAUUACGAUCCAGAAAGCCCCGCAAGUUUUGGUGGCGUAGAUUCCAUUUAUCGUGCCGUGAAAAACGAAGGGAAAUAUGAGAUAUCGCGGAAUAAAAUACGCCAGUGGUUACAAAAGCAAGAUACCUAUACAUUGCAUAAAUCU